AGGAAGCUGAAGGAGACGUUGGUCACAAUUCAGCAGCUUGAUAAGAACAUGAGCAACCUGCGAACAUGGCUGUCCUGCAUUGAGGCAGAGCUGACCAAGCCCGUGAUAUACAACAUGUGCCACAGUGAGGAGAUCCACAAGAAGCUUGCUGAGCAGCAGGAUUUGCAAUGGGACAUUGAGCAGCACGCUGACAGCGUGGCAUUGGUGCUAACGCUGUGUGAUGUAUUGCUCCACGAUGCUGAUGCAUGUGGCAAUGACUCAGCAAGUGACUUGAUCCAGCAGACUGCUCGCAGCCUGGACUGUCGCUGGAGGAACAUUUGCUCCAUGUCCAUGGAGCGGAGGCUGAGGAUUGAGGAGACUGGGCAUCUUUGGUGUAAGUUCUUGGAUGAUUAUUCUCAUUUUGAAGACUGGUUGAAAGCAUCUGAGCUCACUGGAGCCAACCCCAAUUCCUCUGAUGUCCUCUACACCUGUGCCAAAGAAGAGCUUAAGAAGUUUGAGACAUUCCAGCGGCAGGUUCAUGAGCGGCUAACACAGCUGGAGCUUGUUAAUAAACAAUAUCGCCACCUGGCCCGGGAGAACUGCACAGAUGCUGCUUGCAAGCUUAAGCUCUUGGUUCAUGAUGGAAACCAGCGAUGGGACUUCCUACAGAGAAGGGUGGCAGCUGUUCUCCGCAGGCUAAAGCACUUUACCUUUCAAAGAGAGGACUUUGAAGGAACCCGUGAAGGGAUUCUUGUCUGGCUUACAGAGAUGGACCUGCAGCUCACCAACGUGGAGCACUUCUCUGAGAGUGACAUCGAAGACAAGACUAGGCAGCUGAGAGGCUUCCAGCAGGAGAUCACUCUGAACACCAACAAGAUUGAUGCCCUGAUUGUUUUAGGGGAGAAUCUAAUCCAGAAGAGUGCUCCACUGGAUGCUGUGCUGAUCGAGGAUGAGCUGGAGGAGCUUCACUCCUACUGCCAGGAGGUGUUCGGCAGGGUGGCUCGCUUCCAUCACCGCCUCAUCAACAGAAGACCGGUUCUGGAUGAGGAUAGGGAGAUAUCAAACCAUGAAACAGACCUGGACCAAUCCUCCUGUGAGACCAAUAGGAUAGUUCCAGUUUUGGGUGGAGUCUCAGCUGGACGGCAGGCCAUGUCCCACCUGCUGAUACCUCCGCUAGAACGAUCAGGAAGAGAAACCCCCGUCAGCGUGGACUCCAUUCCCCUAGAGUGGGACCACACUGUUGACGUAGGAGAGUCAACAUCGCACGAGGAUGAAGAGGAUGCCUCAUUGUUCAGUGCUUUGUCAGUGAAGUCAGUUACGCAGCGUCCCAGCUGGCACCACCCCAGCUUCCUAGAGAGGAAACGUGUCUGCAGAGAAAUCCAUAGUCUGAGCACCAUGCCAGCUCACAACAGCAGCUCUUCACGACAUCAGGGAGGCUAUACAAAGUUCAUGUCAGACUGCAGUGGGAGCAUUAACAAUGUGAAAAGAGUCAAACUGAUCCUCAAUGAUGACCAGGAAGUCGAGGAGGCAGGUCUGAGCAGCAGCACAGCCAGCGGCACAGGUGGGAUUGAAUGCUGGGAGUUGCAGCAAACCCGAAAGCCCACUGCUGAGACAAAGGUUAAAUGUCAUGACCUUGAGCACUGGCACAAACUCAACUCUGACCUCUGUGAUGUCACCUCCUGGCUGGGCAGGGUGCUCCCUGAGCUGGAGAGACUGCAGCACAUUGCUCCAUCCCCCAGCAUCCAAGACAUUGAGGUCAACAUCAAGAAACUCAAAGAGAUGCGGAGGACCUUUAACACCUACAAGUGUCUGAUGAUCUCUGCCAACUUGAGCAGCCAUUACUUCCUGCAGGCUGACGAUGCUGAGCUCCAGGAGCUGCAAGAGGCUCUGUGCUCAACCAAUCACAGCUGGACUCAGGCCUGCAGCACUCUACAGAGCUGGGAGAGGAAGCUACAUUCUGCUCUCAUGCAAUGUCAGGAGUUUCAUGAAGCAUUGCACUCACUGCUAUUGUUGCUCUCUCAAGCUGAGAACAAGUUGCAUGCUGUAAACAUUUUCAAGUUGUCAAUUCCACCGUCUACCCUGAUCCAGCAGCAACACACGCUGAUGACUCUGCAGGAGGAGCUUCAUUCCAGACAUCGUCAGGUUUCAGCUUUGCAGGAGAUCUCUUCCCAGCUCCUGUUGGAAGCCACUUCUGAGGAGAGUGUAGAGGCCAAGGAGAAAAUUCAUGUCAUUGGCAACAAGCUUCAUGUGUUGCUGCAGAAGGUAGCUGCAGCCCUGUGUUCACUGCAGGAAAUAGUGGAGGAGGCUGGUUUUCAGGCAGCUACACCUAUUAGGGGAGAGAGAAGAGAUCUGUCCCUCCAUCGACCUUUGCUCUGCUGGAUCAUACGAGCUGUCUUCUCCCUCCACAUGCUGUUCCUGGUGCUGCUGGUCCUAGUCUUUCUGGUACCGCUGUCUGACCAGGACCACAGCUGUAGUCUGUCCAACAACUUUGCCCGAUCCUUCUACCCAAUGCUGCACUACACCAAUGGCCCUCCACCAACAUAAGAGCUGCCAACCCAAGACACCUGUGUCAGAGAUCUCAGCCAUACUCUUUACUAUAUCGUAGUUAGAACUACCGUUCUCCUACACAGAACAAGUGAUGUGUUUUUUGUUAUAAUUAUUCCCUCGGGAUUUAAAAUAGAUUGUUUAUUAUUUUAAUCUAAAGCCAUAUUGGUUUAUUUUGAAAUUUUGUAAUUUUUAAACCAACAUUUUUCCACAUGAAGACCCUGCUGCAAUAAACUAUAUGACACAAAUAAAGUCCCAAAAUACAUUCUAAUAUAUUAUAAUAUAUAUAUACAAUAUAUAAUAUAUAAACAAACGGGGUGCAACUUAGAAAUAUUCUAAUAUUUCUAAGUUGCACCCCGUUUGUUUUUCAAUAACUGCCCUUCAUCCUUUUCCACAAACAACACAAAGUGUCAGCAGAGGAAGAGGAGUAGCACCCUUUUAUAUCACUGCCAGUUUGUUUUGUUUCAGAAGGCACAAACUUUUUAUACACUAUUAAAAUGAAUGUUCUUUGCUUAUAAUAUUGCUGUUUCAAAAGAUGACAAAGUGGAGAUGUUUUUUAAAUGCACGGAAUCCUCUAGAGACAACAAGUAGCAUAACUGUAGAUGCAAUAAUUCUGAAUGUGGAUUAUGAUGGUUAAAAUGCAUUUUAAAGCCAUUGCAUUAUUUCCUUUUGAAAAAUACAAAAAGACACACAUUUGUUCUGAUUGUCAUUUUUGAAAAUUUUCCUGUUAAGCAGAUUGUUGACUCUAAUUUGACAACCAAAGAGUUGAAGAGUUAUGCUUUGGCCAUAGUUGACCUUUUUGAGGAUUUUAGUCAAGUUAUGCUCCAUUUUAUUGUCUGAUGCUUUCAGUAAACAUAGACAGGAAGUGUUAGGUUGAAGCUGACAUUUCAACCUGACUGAAGAUGGCUUACCCCCUUUUUGUGAAGGCUACCAGGGGAAUAUGGGCUAUUUAGAUAACAAAGCAAGAGCUGACCUCAUUUUCUACAACAUUUACAUUCUAGCCAUCAGGUAGAAGUCAUGGUCAGGAUUAGGAAAAGGAGAGCCCAGAUAUUACCAGCUGUUAUCUGGGCCCCCAACAGAGAACUGUUGGGGGCCCAGUCCAUCAACCUGGAGGUGUCAGAGUAGAGGUACACAUCCAUCUAGCCUUAGGAGAAGGUUUGGCUAUUUCCUGGACGUAUUUUAGAACUGAGUUUUCCUGCUUUGAAGCCCAGCCAACAAAAAUGGAAGGGGGUGUUGAGCAUCCCUGUGUAGCAGGAUGGUGUUCAUUUGUUCUGGUUGCAAAAACAUCUGGAACUGACCUGACAAAACAAGUGUAAUUUAAGAGUUCUCUUGAAUGUUGCUGUGAAGAUAAACCAACAAAGUUCCCCCAAAACAUAAAUCUGUUUAGAUAAAAGCAUCUCACAGACAUUCUGUAAAUAUAAAUAGAAGGUUUGAAUGUAGCCACUCUAAAGGCAGACAGAAUUGAAACAGACAAGAAUUGUAAAGUUGUUUUAUUUUAGGAUCUUUUAUUUAUGAGAUGCAGAGAUUCUCAUUUUUACCCGAUAAUAAACUGCUAUUUUGCUGUUCUAUGCUUGCAGUGAUUCUGGGUUUAAGAAAAAGUUUUCCUGACAGACAAGUUUGACAGACAUUAACAUUAGCAAGACCUGAUAUUUUCAGUAAUUGUAGACAAGGUGAUCUCAGCAUCUGAUCUGGUCAUAUGUGUCCGUGCGUGUGCAAGCUAAAGACAGGAUAGAAAUAAACCAUGACACAAAGGCUGAAUUUACACAUUUCAUGGAUAAACAUAUAAAAAGCACCUUAAUGUUACAUAUUCAAGAUAUUUGGAAACAGCAGUUGUUCAGUAUACACACAAUCCCAAAAGUUUUAUAUCUGCGAGCUAUGAGUUUAUGAACAACUCUCAUAAUAUCCUUAUUUUCUACAGAAGGCACAACACAAGAACUUUAAUUUUAAAAUAAAAGUGAAAAAGAUUUCAAACCAGUAUGAAAUUCCUGGCAUUUUUUACAACACAUAAAGUUAAUUAAAGCAAACCCAUGUUUACUCACAGCAAGAGAGCUUGCUAUGAGUAGAAGAUCAUCUGCAUAUCAUCAAAGGACAAUGAAUUAUGGAUGAGCACUUAUAUUGUUUAUCAUAAUAAUUUUUUAUAAGACUUUUAUGUAUCAUUGUCAUGAUAUAAUUAAUGUUUAAAAGCCCCUAAAUCUGUCUGCAUUUUCAGAUUUACUAUUUUUCACAGCUUGUUCAUUAAAGGUGUAUUAAUAAAAUGCUGUUACUGUGUGCA
Molecule: messenger RNA, 4795 nt
Organism: Xiphophorus couchianus (Monterrey platyfish)
Lineage: Eukaryota; Metazoa; Chordata; Actinopteri; Cyprinodontiformes; Poeciliidae
Product: nesprin-2
Exons: 15
Coding region: 49-2523 (824 amino acids)
Cellular component (GO): membrane
Source: RefSeq, a predicted model, not a curated record